AGAAGCACGAAAAGAGAAACGAGAGAAGAGGUGGAGAGCGUGCACACCGACCAUUGCAGCAGCAGGAGAGGCCUCCGACAACCCACAAAGCAAGGCGGAGGGAGGGUGCUCAUGCAAGCGCCUACUGCUCGUGCGCUUCCGAGUCUCCGCUGAGCACCGGCACGCAAGCCAGACAUGGCCUCGGGGCCGGGUGGCAGCAGCAGCAGCACCACUAGCAGCACCAGCAGCAAUCAGCAGCUCCUCGAGGAACUCUGGGCGAAGCUCGACGUCGAGAUCAAGGUCCGCGAUGGCGCCGAGAACCUGCUCCACGUCUUUGCGGCGGAGCACGACGGCGGCGGGCUUGCGUCUACGUCUUCGUCGCCCGCACAGCAACAACAGCAGCAGCAACAGGGUUUAGCAGGGCAACAGGAGCCCAACGGAUCGUUCAGCAGUAGCAGUACCAGCAGCACAGGCAGCACGAGCACAGGCACCAGUGGCGCCAACCGCGAGGCGCUCAAGAGGCAAGUCGAGAAGGAGCUCGAGGGUGCACGAGUCAGAAUUGCACUUCUGCAGACGCAGAUCGAGACGCUCGUCGAGCAUACCGAGACGCUGGACUUUGCUGCGUCGCCCUCGGCAGCUACCGAUGCGUCGGACCUCGGCAACGGCUUUACUUCGCUAGUACUGCAGCCGGUGGCGCACAGUGGGGAGGCAACGCCCACCGAGGGAUGCGCGACUCAAGGUCUGGCUUCACGGAGUCUUGCAGAGCAUAUGCACGCUAGCCCCGCGAGCUCGCCAACCUCGACACCAACCCGACCACAGCGAUCGACCUCUGGUGGUGCAGUAGCAGGGCCUGGUGCCAACGGAGGGGGCCUGGGCAUAGGUCUCGAUCCCACGGCGGCGGCAUCACCGCCAGCGCCACCUGGUCCACCGCUGCCGCCGUUUCUUCUUCGAGGAGGCACAGCGAAGGGCGAUACGGAGACCGGUGCACUGGGCGUCGACACAGGCCAGCAGCAGCACCCACCGUCGCUGCACAGGACGCAACAACUUCAGCAACAGCAGCAGCAGCAGCAGCAGCAGCAGCAACAACAACUUCAGCAGCAACAGCAGCAAAGCCACAAGGCGAGCCAUCUGUCGGCAGAGAAUGCCUUUGCCGUGCGAAGCCACGCCUUGGCUCUCAUGCACACCCUCCGUUCCCUCCAGGGAAGACCACCGUCGGGGCUGACUUCCGAAGCGACGGCGGCAGCGGCUUCAGCUCGCCCCGCCAUGGGUCCUCCAGUGACGCCAUCGAUGACGAGGACGGCCCAGCGAUCGCGAGCAGCUGCCUUGGCAAGUGGCAGGCCUGCCCACGUCCGCACCCCGAGCCAUGCUGGCGGGCUAGGAGACCUGCCGAGACGGCGCAUCGAGACCAUCUCUCGGCUCGUCACGGCGCUCAACAAGAAUGCCAGAGUGCGGUACGAGAUGCCGGCCGAGGAGCUCGUCUCCUGCGCAUUCCCGUGCCUCGCUGACCAGGCCGGCAAGGAGGUCAGGGCAUCGGCGUACCGGCUCAUCAGGCAUGCCCUGGUGCGACCGCCGUGGAGCCUCGUCAGGACAUGCCGAGCAAGGGGCCUGGAUCUCUACCUCGUUCGCUCCUUUCUCAGAGACUCGAGAUUCGACGUGGAAAAGGAGCAGGCGCUCAAGCUCGUCCGCGCCAUCAUGGAGUGCGGCGUUGGCAGCCUGCCCGACCAGGGAGAUCUCGUCAGCCUGUCGGUGAUCAGAGCCCUGAUUGCGGGGGCAGAGCACAGCGAGGAGAACCUCAAGCGUCUCUACGUCGAGACGCUGGCCGAGCUGGCCGUCUACGAUCUGCCGCUCCUCAUUCGCGGCGGCGGUCUGCGCACGGUUCUGCAGGCCCUCCAGGAUGGCCAGCCCGAGUUGGCACCCUCGCUCAUGUCGCUGCUCCUCGUCUUGGCCGACUCGCCCCAUACGCGCUCCUUCUUUCGACCCGGCUUUGACCUCGAGGCUGCGCUCUCGGGCUUGACGGAUGUGCCCACGCAGACUGGCGCCGUGUACGAAGAGAUGCUGAGGAGCACCGCCAUGACUGUCUCUGUCAUGCUUCGAUCCUGGACUGGCCUCCUCUACCUGUGCAUGCACGACAAGCGCGCCAUCCGCUCUGUGGUCCUGGCCCUGCGCGUGAAUGGUGUCGAGGUGCAGGACAAGAUCAUGGACACGCUCUACGACCUCUUGACCAUUCGAACGGCCACCACUUCCAACCUCUCUACCGCUCGACAAUCAGCUUCCAACUCGUCAACCUCCCUUGUCAACAGCACAACAUCGGCAAAAGACUCGUCGAAUCGCCACCAGCGAUACCCGCCCGAAGGCUCUCAAUGGGUCACUGGCGAUGCCCUGGGUGGCAAGCUGAACCUCUACGACCACUACCUCGCCCUGGUCCUCAUCAUCUUUAUCGAUGCGGGCUUGGUGGAUGCCCUGGUCCACAUCCUCGAGCAUCAGGGAAGCAGCGACGUGACGCGAAAGGCGACGCUCGUCAUGGGUCAGGUCCUCCAAGUGGCCAACCGAGUCCUGCCGAGGGACUACACGGUCAAGGUCCACUCCUUGCCCCAUCUUUUUUCGCUCGCCUCCAAAUUUGACCACAGCCAGAGCGAGGACCGGCAGAGGGCUACAUCGGCAUUGGCGGCUAUCGAUGGCUACCAGCGCGACAGGGCGAGGUCGGUUGGUACUGGCGACCAGAAUGCAGGCGGGCUCAGAUCGAGAUUGAAUGGCCGGACAGGAGGCAACGCAGCAGCGAUGGCGGCCACGACGACGUCCGCGGCGGCCGCAGCCACUGCAGCUUAUGUUGAUGGAGCAGGCUCCUCUCUCAAUGGCUCAAACAAUGCCACGCUGACGGGAACGGGUGCUGGACUAGGCGCAGGAGGGGCAGGUCCGGGCUACGGCAUGGCGCCUGGCUCUGCCACGCUCACGCCAGCAGGCCUCGCGGAUGUGGACAACGGCCUGUUUGAAGGAGGCGCCAGCACGAUUGGAAUGACAGGCGCAUCGACUUCGCCAGGACCCUCUGCGACCAAUGGCAAUGUUCCAGGCUCAUCGCCGACGAACAACGGCUCGGUCCAUCGCGAGCGGUCAAACUCGAUGGAGGACGCGAUUCGGCGGGGUCAGAGACAGGUCGAGAACACAAAGCUUCGAACGGCGAUGCAGGUCGACGACAACACUUUCCGACAGAUGCUUCUCGAGACGCAGGUACUGAGCACAAAGGACUAUACCAAGUGGAGCUACGAAACGUUAAGCACCCUGUUCGAAGGCACACUCUUCAACGCAAAGAGGCUCGAGGAGGCCAUGCGCGGAUCCAAAUUCGUGCGCAGGUUCCUCGCCUUUUACCACCCAUUUACCAUGCGCUUUCCGACGGUGCCCAAGACGGCCAACAACCUGAGGUACACAAAGCUGGGAUGCAUGACGAUCAAUGUUCUCCUGUCGCACCAGGAGGGCAUCCGGUUCCUGGGCGAGGAUAAGCUGUUGCGCGAGAUCCGAGAUUGCCUCGAGCAGCUCCUACCGAACUCUUCGGCAUCGAUUGUUGCUGCGGCGAUGAGGCCGGUCAUGUCCAAGGAGAGCAUCGAGACGACGCUGACGAGCGGCUAUUUCGACAUGCUCGGCGUCAUGACGAGGUCCAGCGAGGGUGUGGGUCUGCUGGGGCGCUUUCGCAUCUUCUCGGCCUUGCAUCGCCUCAUUGAUCUGCCGGGGCGCGACGACCUUGUCCGGCUCGUCAUCAAGCAUUUUGACUUUACCGUCGAGGGGCACGGACGUGUGCUCUUGGCCAAGAUUGCGACGGCGACUUCGAAACCGAUGCGGCUCUUGGCGACCCGAUCCAUUGCCGCUAUGAUCAUCCAGGCAGCACUCGGAGGCGGAGUCGGCGCCAGCGGUGCCUCAGCAAAAGCUGGUGGUGGUUCCGCCUCCUCGGCGGGCACGGCCGCUGCGGUGGGCAGUGGUGCUGACGACAGCGAGGGGCCAAGCGACUGGCUCGUCAAAAUGCUCGUUACGCAGCUCUAUGACAUCUCCAGAGAGGUCCGAGAGCAGGCCGCCAAAGCCCUCCUCGACGUCUGCACCACGUCAAGGAGUGUGCUAGAGACUGUCGUCUCGAUGCGGCCGACGCUGGACCACCUGGGAGAGACGUCGCACCCGCUCCUGCUCACUUUUCUGUCCACAUCAAAGGGCAUGCAGUACCUCUUGCAGAGCGACUACAUCGAUCGAGAGAUGGACGAAUGGUUUAACGAGCGCAACCAGCGCUACGUCGUUCAGCUCGAGAUCCUCCUUGCCCGAGGCUUUCACAUUGACAGGAGCCGGGACGACGCGGCCCUGGCCUCCAUCUUUGAUGGGACUGUUCCCGCGCAUUUCUAUGGGGAGCUGGCAAAGACGAAGGAAGGUUGCGACAUUCUUGCCAAGAAGGGCCACUUUGUCGAAUUUGCCCAUUUCAUCCGACAGCACGGCCUGGAGGACAGCGAUGCCGAGGUGCUUGCGAAGCUCAAGAGUGUGCUGUGGGCCGUGGGCAACAUCGGGGCGACAGAGGGCGGAUUUCCGUUCCUCGAAGCCGAAGAUGUCGUGGAGAUGAUCGUCUUCAUCGCAGAGAACUCCGAGGUGCUUUCGAUCCGUGGCACCUGUUUCUUUGUCCUCGGGCUUGUCUCGUCGACGCAGAGAGGGGCAGAGAUGCUUCACGAUUUUGGAUGGCAGUCGUGCCAGCAAUCGCUUGGUCAUUGCUCUGCGCCACGUACGUCGCGUCAGCGAGCACAGACCGGUCCCGACGUCGUGGGAUCUGCGCACUAUGAGGAGGUCACCGCUGUUUGCUUGCCUCUGGACGUUGACGCCUUUGUGACGAUCCCGCCGUGGAAGGUGAAGGCGAGUCUCGAUCUGUCGUACCUCGACCUGAUUGCCCCAGAGACACGAGCCGAGCGGCAUAUCAUGGAGUCGAUUUCGAACCUGGGCAACUCAAUCCUGGCCAACAAGGCCUCGCGGACGCUGGCCAAGCUCAAGCAGCGCCACAAGCGAAGGUUCCUCGAUGACCCGAGGCUGUUUGCGAGGGCGCUGGAUCUGCUCGAUAGCCACCAUCUGAGGCAGCCGGUCAGACGGUACAUCUGGGAGCUGUUUGAGGUCCGCUUGGAUCAGGCCACCGUCGACGGGAUCCUCGAUGCGAAGAAAAGACUGGUGGAGAGGUCCCAUCACUCUGCAAGGCGGCACCACGGAAGCGAGUCCAAGAGGACGCAGCAUGCUCAUGUUCGGGCUGCUUCCUCGGGCGGAACACCAUUGGCAUCGAGCCCGCUUACUGGUGCGACGCGACAGCUGGGUGCAACGCUUCGAGGGAGCGGUGCUGAUCUGCCAAAGACGCACAAGAAGAGGACACUGUCCACGGCGGCCGCGGCGGCGAGAGCUCCACCUUCUCCGUCUAUGGCGGCUGGAAGCUUGCUUCAGCCCUCGCCGAUGGAGCAGGCAGGCGAAGCUGCCACGGGUGCUGCAGAGGGAUCCGUCAGUUCCGCUGAUGCUGCGACGAGAAAGAGAUCCGGAGACGAGGUGCUGCCCACUGGAGACCUUCAUGAUGAGGAUGAAGGCGAUGUGCUCGAUGAUGACGAGUCGUCCUCCGAGGAUGAUGAGGAACGACAAGAUGUCGUCGAGGGCGCCGUCGAGGAAGAUUCGUCCACGUCUAAGUCGUCCAACGAGGAGGAGGAAGAGGACGAUGAUGCGGGAGGAAAUCUGCAGCAACUCGCCUUCAACCAAGAUUUGAAAGCCAAAACGACGACAGAAGUCGACGCCUCAGCGGCUGCAGAGAAUAAAUUGCAGCUGCCCGUUACCAGGCCCAGGAGGGCCGCCACGACUGAUGGAACAAAGCUGACAUCGACCUCGUCUCAGCACUCGGAGGGAAACGACGCACUGGCAGCCCUCCAGGCCAAGCAGAGGAAGAGGGGCUUGACGACAGACGCUCCCCAGCCAUCGCCGAGAGGAAUGGGCCACCUGCCGAAGCUUCACCUUGAACCGAAGCGCAGAGUCAUCGGUGGCUUUGCAAGCCCCUUGACGCCCCCCGUCGACACAUUCAACUCCAACACACAGCCCUUCUUCUGAGAGGGAGAAGGUAUACCAUUUGACUUCAGCGAAGUCGCCAUUCUCACGUCAGGCAACGUGCCUUUCCCAUCUUUCCUUUGAAUGCCCCUCUCUUUCAUCCUGAAAGGUCCUUUCUGCCUCUUGUGUGCUCCUGCUACAUUUCCACAAAAUGCCUCGAUAUCCUUUCUCCCCCUCAUCUUCACUUUUGGAGGCUUCGCUCGCCAUUGUAACACUGUACAAGUACUUUCCCAAGUCGAUCACUUUCGCCCC
Acaromyces ingoldii is the source of this 6315-nucleotide messenger RNA. RefSeq lists its product as hypothetical. Lineage: Eukaryota; Fungi; Basidiomycota; Exobasidiomycetes; Exobasidiales; Cryptobasidiaceae. Gene Ontology annotation, biological process: TORC2 signaling. The record is from RefSeq and is a predicted model, not a curated record. Gene Ontology annotation, cellular component: TORC2 complex. The transcript is spliced from 3 exons. Bases 175 to 6066 code for a protein of 1963 amino acids.